CAACUUCCAAAGUUGGAACUGGUUGCGACGGUUCCAUCGUUGGUGGCGUGAAGCUUUCACCCAUGGAAGAGCCAUGGUGUGCACUGAAGGUGGGCAACUGCAGUUGUGAGCUCUACUCUGUGUGGUGCUGCUGCCCCCGCCAGGAGCUUCCCAUCUGCGACGUUGGGUCGGAUCGUUCGGAGCUGGGAUGCAGUAGCUGCGGCCGCACUGAGGCAGCACAGUCGCCCAUUCUGCGAGGCAGAAGCAAGGAGCCUGCGUCGCCCACACGCAUGGCGGUGCACCAACACCUCCGCUGCUGUGGUCACAAGGCACCCAGGUUUCUACAACGGAUGGUCACCAAGUUGGCGGACUUCCAGGUCCCAUGCCUGGAAACUCAUCGUGUGGAAGUCCUGUGCGCAAGUGCAUUGCUGGUGGUGGCAGGCGUGGUUUUGAGCAUGGCAUCCCUGGUGGGCGGCUUGUCGCGCGGAGCGUUGCUGGAACAUCUCAGCUGGAUUACGCUGGAGAACCAAGAGGAGCAAAGUUUCCUCGGUAUGCGCUUCGUGUGUAUCGCGGAGGGGCCCUUGCUGUCGCCUGCCUUCAAUCCCGACUGGUCAGGUACUGACCGAUGUAUUCCUUUGAGCGCCCUAGCGUGCCGGGGCCCCGACCCCGUCGCCUGCGAGGGCCGCCCCUGGGAUCCCAACUGCGGCGCUGCGGCGUCGCGCUGGGAGUCAGCGCAGUGCUCCACGUGUCGCCACGCCGAGAAGGCACUGCUGCUGCCCAUUUUGCUGUCCACCGCAACCUAUCUGAAGGUCAUGCAUGGCGUAGGCAUUCGACUGAGCGGCAAGGACAGCGCCAUCAACAAAGUCAGUGUUUUCUUCGCGGGAGUCCUCGGAUCCAUCGCGAAUUUGUGUUUGAUGGCCACCUACUAUGGCACCUGCAUUCGCACGUUGCAACGUGCGGAGAUCUUCUUGCAACCCAUGCUGGGGCCAGGCUUCGCAUGUGUACUUCUGGCCACCAUUUUUAAGCUGAGCGCCUCCCUGCUGCAACUUUGCCUCCCACUCGAGGUGGCUCCGGCAGAUGAGGAAAGCUCAGAACCCUGAUGUGGCGAUCGUUGGCUGUUGGAGAUGUUGGAGAGGGAAAUCACCACUGGGGAUAAAAGGGGCAUUAAUAGCAUAGUAUG
Molecule: messenger RNA, 1159 nt
Organism: Cladocopium goreaui
Lineage: Eukaryota; Dinophyceae; Suessiales; Symbiodiniaceae
Source: the annotation of a GenBank genome assembly